Cladophialophora carrionii CBS 160.54 is the source of this 513-nucleotide messenger RNA. RefSeq lists its product as uncharacterized. The transcript has a single exon. Lineage: Eukaryota; Fungi; Ascomycota; Eurotiomycetes; Chaetothyriales; Herpotrichiellaceae. Bases 1 to 513 code for a protein of 170 amino acids. The record is from RefSeq and is a predicted model, not a curated record.
AUGCGGAUCGUCGAUCUUAGAUAUAUGGGUGCCGUCGACGCCCUGCUGGGACUUGACAUAAUUGUCCCCGACACCACAAAGGGCUCGUACAUGUAUUCGCGGUUUGAGUUCAUCGACUGGGAACAUUCCAUCGUCAUGAUGAUAAUCUGGUCUUGCAUAUUCGGCUGGGUCCGAUGCCAUUACCUCGCAGGAUUCAGCAAGGAAGCAAGCAUCCUCGGCGCGGCGUCGUCAAUCAUACACUGGCUGAUGGAUGUUUUGGUGAUUGAGCCAACGGGCUUGACCAUAUACCCGCACGGUCAAUAUCACUUCGGUCUCGGCCUUUACGAGAAAUACCCAGUCGGCUCGUGGGCACUGGAGUGUAUCCUCUGCAUUGCCCUUGGUGGCGCCAGCUCAGACCAUCAGCAAGCGGCGCAGUGGAGCGGAUAUCGCCCAGGCGUGCCUUCUCCUCGCUGUUCUCGCCCUUCUAAUGAGUCCGUGGACCUCACCUUUACCCCUUGUUGCACGUAUCCAUGA